Messenger RNA from Penaeus monodon (black tiger shrimp), 1181 nucleotides. RefSeq lists its product as uncharacterized. Bases 1 to 984 code for a protein of 327 amino acids. NCBI's taxonomy places the organism in Eukaryota, Metazoa, Arthropoda, Malacostraca, Decapoda, Penaeidae. The transcript has 6 exons. The record is from RefSeq and is a predicted model, not a curated record.
AUGCAGGUGGAGGGCUCUGUAGAUUUGGGAACCAUGCCGCCUGACACAAUGUAUCAUAUGUUCCUGGUAUAUGACACAUUGGUUCAUAGUUAUGAAUGGUAUUGCUUAAUCUUCCUCCGACGUGCGUCUACGGCGCCCACUUCUGGUCUUGACUCUGGUGGAUCCAGUUGUUGGCGCUGGGUCCACAGAGACACAGUUGGCUUCGAAAUAACUAAUCUUGAUAUUUCGGCACUUGUCCUGAAACCUCACGUUCCUUUCCAGACCUCUGCCAUCUGUUCCUUCUCGCUGGGCAUUCUGACGCUCACGUCCGGCGCAGUUGCAAUCGGGGUCGUAGGCAACUUUACCGUGCCUCUUGUUGUCGGCAGCAUUCUCGUUGUGCUCGGCGUUUUGAUAAUCAUAGCCGGUGGAUUCGCCUUCAGGAAGUACUCGAACUUCAGGAAGAGACAAAAAAGGGAUAUGGUGGCACAGGUCGAACAAUUGGCCAUGGGAGAAAGAACUAUAAAAGCCAUGUUGGUUGACGGCGGAGAGUCGAGUCCAGUCCUGGUUCCGAACGACGGCUCUGUGUUGCCCAAGUCCAUUGCAAUCCGCCUAGAUGAAGGAUAUGAUGGCUCGCCGCUCCCCGUCAUCGACAUGAGGCCAGGCUUGAUCGUGUUCUUCGGGGUGCGAGGGCGAGACGGCCGUGAGGUGUCCGUCUGCAUGAGGGACUUGUUCUUCGGCCAGUUCAGGUUCUACCCGGGGAUGGUGCCCUUCCAUGGCCUAACCGUGAGUUUCUUCCUCAUUGGAGCUGUCUUCCUCAACUCGAUCAUUCUCGUCCUGACUCUCUCGUACCCGCCGGACUCAUCGGCCUACCAAAUCAUUAGUGGCCUCGGGACCGUUGGAGCUGUCUUCAUUUGCCUGUCUGCGGGCUGCGGGUAUCGAUGCUACAGGGCCUACGUGAGGGGUCGCAGCAGCCAGCAGAACCGCGCCGAACGUGGGGGCUUCUGAAUUGGCGCAGAACCUAAGCUGCCUUUGGUCUCGAGUGCUUGUCGUUUAUUCCUUUUGAUGACAUUAUACUGUCCGUUUUGUAAAUUGUUUCGAAUACUUCCCAAUUGAUCUGCAUUUGCAUUUCAUUGGUAGUUAUGUUCUCAUCUUUUGUGAAAUAUAUAGUGGAAUUUAAAAAUGAAUAAAAAUGUAAAUACCUA